UCAGCGUAUUGUGUGGUUGUGUGUGGCCAAUCUUCAGUUUAAAAUAAGGUAAACUUUAGUCGUGCUCUGGUCGUAUUGAAGCUCUCUCAAAGUUGUGUAGCUAUUUAUUGCACGUAACCUCCACAUGUAUUGUUUGUUGAACAAUGGAAUCAAGGUUAAGUCAGCUUGACCUAAACAACCUGGAGUCCUCAUUUCAUCAGAACCUGUUGUCCACUUUUACCGACCUGACGGAGAACCUGCAGCAACUGAUCAGCGAUGUCGAGACUGAUGCGAGGACAACAGACGACAACCAGGACAUCAAAUAUGGCAUUUGGGAGCUUGUAGAGAGUUUUAAGCAUGGCAUGAAAGGAAUUGAGAAGUUUAUUGAUGCCCUGAAUAACGAAUCAGCGUUGCUGGAUAGAGAAAUUGAAGCAAUAGAGGUUAAAAGACAAGAAUAUCUCACAGAAAGAGAUGUUUUGAUUGAAAAAGGGCAUGAAUUAAACUGUCGAAUAGGAUACAAUGCACUAGAGAGAAAACUUGAUGAGUCUUUCAGCAGUAUUGAGAAAUAUGCCAAUGAAGCAAGUGCUAAAUGUUUUAGAGAUGAAGCAGAAGAGACCUUAAAGCAAACACAUAAUCUUAUCCGCAUCGCAAACAUGAGAGCUUGUCAGUUAGACAGAGACACUUUUAAAGAAAUGGAAAAGAUCACCACCCUGUUUGAAAAUUUUGAGCGAGACAGAGAGUACUAUGUCAAAGAGUUGGAUUUAUUUUCAGAUAUGAAACGCAACAAGAUUUCUCUUUGUCUAUCGGAGCCUUGUUCACAUGAAGUCAGAGAGAAAGGUGAAAAUAUUCUGGACUAUCUUAAUUUGUCUCAGAAACAAAGACAUAUGGAAGCACAGGUUAUUAAAAACACUCUGAGGAUGUAUUCCUUCAAUGCAUCCUUGAACUUUGACAGAGAGGACAACCUAAAGAUGAUGGAGGAACUCACCAAUCUUCAAAGUAGAGCCAACAAACUCACAGGGGCUGCCACCAUUUUACCCAGGAGUGCCAAGGCCAAGAUGGAUGUGACUAUUGAGGAAGAUCCCAAUAGAGAGGAUGAAGGGCGAGCAGGAGGAGAAAAAGAAGAAGACAAUGAAGGAAGAGGCAAAGGACUGCAUAGAUGUCCACGAAAAAUUAAUUUGGCCACCGAACCUAUCACUGAGCCCACAAUGGUUGUUCAGCUAGAGGCUCUACUGAAAUGGGAAGACUCAGUUGUGACCCCAUCAACAUCAUGUGACAUUGACCUAGCAGACGUGGUAGAGGAGAGUUUCACCGAGACACAAAGCUUGACUGUUGCAUCCAACAGCCUAACAAUGACAGAGGGAAAACUUGCCUUUUCUCUGUGUGGAGAUGCUGAAGCUGCUCACAUCCGACCCUCACGUUUAAAUGUGACAGAUGAAGAUGGCUGUUUGGUCAAAACUGAUCCUAAACCAAUCAUCUCAAGUACUCAUAGUUUUCUAAGUCAUCUGGAGUCUUCUACUGGACUGCUUGGUUCAGAUCAACAGAUGAUGGGCUUAGUAAGAAAAAAACAUAACUCUCGGCCCGUAGGAAGUCUGACCAAUGUGUUAGACUCAGAGAAAGUCAUUUUAGGUUGUCGAGAUAAUGAUUCCCCACCUAGGGACACAAGGUCUCAGAGCAGUGAGCACUCAAGGCCAACUUUCAGUGGCAAUAGAAGCCGUGAACAUGUAUCUAACUCAGGUUGUACUGGGGACUGAUUGUGUACCGUAGAGAACUUUUCUUUUGGUUACUAAAAAUAGUUUUUGCAGACUAAAAUGCUUGGCAGUCAAUGAGCUAUAAGAAAUCUACUUUUAUGACAACAUUUGUAACAUGCUCGACUCAAAAUAAACUGUUGUUUUUUUUCUUAUAU
This is a messenger RNA of Biomphalaria glabrata, 1882 nucleotides long. RefSeq lists its product as uncharacterized. NCBI's taxonomy places the organism in Eukaryota, Metazoa, Mollusca, Gastropoda, Planorbidae. The coding region runs from base 144 to 1730 and encodes 528 amino acids. The record is from RefSeq and is a predicted model, not a curated record. The transcript has 12 exons.